Copidosoma floridanum is the source of this 1999-nucleotide messenger RNA. RefSeq names its product transmembrane protein 39A. The record is from RefSeq and is a predicted model, not a curated record. Gene Ontology annotation, cellular component: membrane. Lineage: Eukaryota; Metazoa; Arthropoda; Insecta; Hymenoptera; Encyrtidae.
UCUCGCCGUGUGUUUUCAUUUUCUCUCCGUGCACAGUUUUACCCCUCAUUUAUUAGUAAUAACCUGACUUUCAAAACAUACGAGCCCGACAAGCAAAAACUACACGUCAUUAUUUUGUCAUUAGUCGAAAAACGUAGUCAAUAAGACACAUAGUUCAAUGCAAAUGAGAAGAAGCAAUGGCUGGAGGACGUCGCUGUCCAGGCGGACGAUCGAGUACUCGGCUCCAAGUCGGUAGUUCGAACAGCAACAACAACAAUAGUGGUUCGGUACCUUCAGGUAACAGCAACAGCAACAACGCUGGUUGUUACAAUAAUGUUGACGAUAAGAGGAACCACAAUAACAUGAACGAGCAGAUAAACGUUGGGCGCACGCUUGCUCCCAAACACAUACCCGUGCCAUCCGUACCUUUCGACGGACAGAUACACUUUGAGGCUUUGUCCUUGGCCACGUCCCUUGUCGUUGCUGCCCUGCAACUGCUCAACUUGUACAAGACUAUCUGGUGGCUGCCACACUCCUAUAACGAUUAUAGCAUGAAUUUCUAUUUAAUGGAUCCCUACCUUUUAAUAUUUAUCAUAACCAUGGCAGCAAGACAACUCGUCCACGCCAUAAUUUGUAAAUCGAUGGACAGUGUUAUUCCCCAGAAGUGGUUACCAUUUGCUCAAAGAGUCAUGAGGAUACUACUUUUUACUGUUGUUAUGGGCAUACUUCUCUGGUGCCUGUAUCACAUGAAUCAGAGGCACAGUACUAUUAAGAUUUUUUACCUUUGUUAUCCUUCUGUAUCCUUCUAUUUUCUAAUGUUUGGCUUUAGCAUAAGACCGUUUUUUGAUAUUUCAAGUCCACCUCUUUACGUGAAAGAGGACAGAAAAACCAAAUUUUUAUUAGAUAAGCCUUUGCAUAAUUGUUCGUUGAAUGCAACUGCCAUUAGAGCCGAGGUAGCCAGUCUACAGUUAGACUUUAAUAAAAGGUUGAAGAAGGCUCUUUUCGCAUCUUCUGGAAGUGCGUACUUGUGUGGCGUUGCACCUGUGAUAUUUAUUCCUCAGCAUUUACAUUACGACUUUGGCUGGGUGGCACAGCACGUUAUUUUCAUUUGGCUGGGUAGGUUAGGUACCCAUCUAUGUCAAUCCUACCCCGUCAGAUAUUGCGACGUUCUUCAUCGAGCAGCGCUUCAUUUGGGCAAAUGGUCCAAAUUUGACAGUAAAAAUGUCCACAUACCCAUACAGUCGUGGAACGACGGGAUUCUUUGGCCUCACGGUUCCGUAGUAAGGCAUAACAAGGAGCUUUAUCGCUCCGAAGGUCUUUGCACUGCUGCGGAACCGGGAAAUCCAACUCACCACCGAUUUCACGCGAUGUUCGGCAACCCCUCCUUAUUUCAGUUUUCUUUGUUUGUCUUGGAGCUGACGAUCGUCGUUGCUCAGUUUAUGAUACUCUUCCGUGCAAGAGAGUGGUAUCGAACAUUGUCCAUGUGUCUUUUACUCAUGACAAAUUAUUGCACGCUCUACAGACUAUUCAGAGAUUAUCUAGUGAGUUACAAACUUUACCAUACCGAACAGAUAAUCCAAGAGAAGGCACAAAUAACUAUGGCAAAUAACGCUCAAUAGGCUCGUGAAAAAUCCAAGAAGAGAAAUAAAACGAUACCAGAACGGUACAAAGGCGAGGAAAACAAAUGAGUUUGUUUUUAUUUAUCGAUAUUUUUUUUUUUUUUUCAUAAAAUACAUGUUACAGACUCAACAGAGAUUAAAACAUAUUUAAAAAAGAUUCUCAUAAUCUCAUGUGUGACUUGAAGAUUUUUGUAAAAGAAAAAAAAAAAAAAAAAAAAAAAAAAAAACAAGAAUCGUUGUGGUUCUUAAAGAAUUUCAAAACAAUACUACUAUUUACAUGAUUGUGAUAAAAUUCAUGAUUUUACAAUCUACACAUUUUAUCCUAACACACAUCACCAUUUCGAUGAAAAAAUCGAAAUAUCUUAGAACGAAAGUAGUAAUAUAACAAGUUUCUAAUAAAA